Daucus carota subsp. sativus is the source of this 1005-nucleotide messenger RNA. RefSeq lists its product as uncharacterized. The record is from RefSeq and is a predicted model, not a curated record. Lineage: Eukaryota; Viridiplantae; Streptophyta; Magnoliopsida; Apiales; Apiaceae. Gene Ontology annotation, biological process: protein monoubiquitination; protein polyubiquitination. Gene Ontology annotation, molecular function: ubiquitin protein ligase activity.
UUGCGGGUAAAGAGUCGACACACACAAUUACACUUUGACUGAACUCGGAAUACACAACUCAAUGAGUCACCACGAGUUCCAUCAUCGCCGACGUAAUCGAUCUGAAAUCGAUCGCAAAAAGCUCGUCUUCAAGCAAAUCGCACCGUCGAUUGCCGGAAAAUCAUGUCCGAUAUGCUUGAACCACAUCGAUUAUCGAAGGGCAGCUGUAAUUACAGCAUGUACGCACGCUUAUUGUAUCGAUUGUAUUGACAAAUGGAGAAAAUUGAAACGAAAGUGUCCUCUUUGUAACGCGCAAUUCGAUUCGUGGUUCUUUAGGUUUAGCUUCUCUUCUCGGAGCUUCUCUAUACAAAAGUUACCGCCUUUAGUUGCUGAGGAAAAAAGAAUUGAUGGUGGAGAUUUGCUUCGAGUUCGUAGUAAUCGAUUUGUCGCUGGAAGAGUUGUGAGCUCAAGGGAAGACUUGGAUAUUGGCAAUUCAAGAACAAGGCCAUUGCCGAGACUUAGAUCAUUUGGAAACCCAAGGACCGCACCUCCUGACAUUAUUAAAGAGAGAAUUCUGCAAUGGCGCAGAAGCAUAUACGAGCAGCAUCUCCAGGCUGUGCCUUGUUUAAACAAAAAACUUCAGGAGCAGGACAUAAUAAAAAAACAAGGGGUCAAAGAGAGGAUACUACAGAAAAUAGAGCCAUGGAUAGAGAGGGAACUAAAGGCAAUCAUCAGUGAUCCUGAUCCAUCAAUACUUGUGCAUGUCACUACCUCAAUAUACAUUUCAGCCAUUGAAAGAAAGCAAAACCAUCAGGGCACUUUGGUCGGGAUCUUAGAGGAUAAUUAUCUUGAGGCGUUGCAGCCUUUUCUGCUUGAGAGGACUAGUAUGUUCUGGCAUGAACUUAGGUGUUUUGCAGAAAGCUAUGUGAACAUGGAUACUUAUGAUACUGUAGUUAGGUAUGUUGCCCGUGUGGAUUAAGUCCAUAUAUGGUGUGCUAGAGAACAGAACUCUACAUUAAUGAAGAC